AUUCGGAUAUUUAUGGGGAUUGUUGCUCUCACUAUGAAGGCAUCUGUUAUUGAAAUGUUCCUUGUUUUUCUGGUGACUGGAAUGCAUUCAAAUAAAGAAAUGACAAAGAAGAUUAAAAGGCCAAAAUUCACUGUGCCUCAGAUUACUUGUGAUGUUGUAGCUGGGAAGAUCAGCAAUGCUGAGUUCAUGGCAAAAUGUCCUGCAGGAUGCCAAGACCCCAGAUACUCAGUGUAUGGCACUGAUGUGUAUGCAUCCUCUUCCAGCGUGUGCGGUUCUGCCAUCCACAGUGGUGUGCUUGAUAAUUCAGGAGGGAAGAUCCUUGUUCGGAAGGUUGCUGGACUAUCUGGCUACAGAGGGAGUUAUUUCAAUGGUGUCCAAUCAUUGUCUCUUCCACGAUGGAGAGAGUCCUUCAUCAUCUCAGGUGGUAAACCCAAAAAAGGUGUAACCUACCCAUCGACUCUCAUAUAUUCAUCGUCAAAAAGCCCAGCUGCCAAAACAGGCAAGUAUGAAACAACAAAAGCCUAUCAGAUGUCCUCAGUUCUGGGGCCUGCUACACAGCCAGCCACCCUGACUCAGAUACCAGCUACCACUGCAGCCAAGCCCACCCACACCACCUUGCCAGCACCAGCCCCAUCUGCAGCUUCUACCACCAUCAACUCCAUACCACCACCUCUGGGCCACAGGAGCCAGGAACCAGAUCUCUGGUCCACAACUACCUACACCAGCAGCCCAAACAACUGCUGUGCUCACCCAGGGAUCCAGAGGCAGAAUUCCUCAGGAGUUGCUUUCCAGAAAACUGCUGAAGCAGAUCUUAGCCUGGGAUUUGAUCCAAACGAAGAAUUAAGCACACAGUCUUUGGAGCCAGUAUCCCAGGGAGAGCCAAGCUGCAAAGUUGAUCUGUCAUUCAUCAUCGAUGGGAGCUCGAGCCUCGGCAAACGUCGAUUCCGGAUCCAGAAGCAGUUCCUGGCUGAUGUUGCCCAAGCCCUUGACAUUGGCCCUGCAGGGCCACUGAUGGGUGUUGUUCAGUAUGGAGACAACCCAGCCACCCAGUUUAAUCUCAAGACUCACAUGAACUCCAGAGAUGUGAAAGCAGCAAUAGAGAAAAUGACCCUGAGAGGGGGGGUUUCUAAUGUAGGCCGGGCCCUCUCUUUUGUGGUCAAAAAUUUCUUUUCAAAAGCCAGUGGUAACCGACAUGGUGUUCCUAAUGUGGCCGUGGUCAUAGUGGACGGCUGGCCCACGGACAAGGUGGAGGAAGCUGCAAGAUUUGCAAGGGAGUCUGGAAUCAACGUGUUCUUCAUCACCAUUGAAGGUGCAGUUGAAAAUGAGAAGCAGUAUGUGAUAGAGCCCAACUUUGCAAACAAGGCUGUGUGCAGAACGAACGGCUUUUACUCGCUCAAAGUGCAGAGCUGGUUGAGCCUGCACAAGUCGGCGCAGCCUCUGGUGAAGCGCGUGUGUGACUCGGCUCGCCUGGCCUGCAGCAAGACCUGCUUCAACGCGGCCGACGUGGGCUUCGUCAUCGAUGGCUCCAGCAGCGUGGGCACCGGCAACUUCCGCACGGUGCUCGAGUUCGUGGCCAACCUCAGCAAGGCCUUCGACAUCUCCGACACGGACACGCGUGUGGGCGCGGUGCAGUACACCUACGAGCAGCGGCUGGAGUUCGGCUUCGAGCAGUACAGCAGCAAGCCCGACGUCCUCCAGGCCAUCAGGAGGGUGGGCUACUGGAGCGGAGGGACCAGCACCGGGGCGGCCAUCAGCUUCGCCCUGGAGCAGCUCUUUCAGAAGGCCAAGCCCAACAAAAGGAAGCUGAUGAUCCUCAUCACCGACGGCCGGUCCUACGACGACGUCCGAAUGCCAGCCAUGGCAGCUCACCAGAAGGGAGUGAUCAUCUAUGCAGUAGGCGUUGCCUGGGCCGCACAGGAUGAACUGGAAGUCAUCGCCACCCACCCUGCCCGGGACCACUCCUUCUUUGUGGACGAGUUUGACAACCUCUACAAAAUUGUCCCCAAGAUCAUCCAGAACAUUUGUACAGAGUUCAACUCCCAGCCUCGAAACUGA
Messenger RNA from Elephantulus edwardii (Cape elephant shrew), 2055 nucleotides. It is a transcript of the gene VIT, whose product is annotated as vitrin. The record is from RefSeq and is a predicted model, not a curated record. Gene Ontology annotation, biological process: extracellular matrix organization; positive regulation of cell-substrate adhesion. Bases 13 to 2055 code for a protein of 680 amino acids. The transcript has 14 exons. Lineage: Eukaryota; Metazoa; Chordata; Mammalia; Macroscelidea; Macroscelididae. Gene Ontology annotation, cellular component: interstitial matrix.